This is a messenger RNA of Wasmannia auropunctata (little fire ant), 2181 nucleotides long. RefSeq lists its product as uncharacterized. The coding region runs from base 1 to 2181 and encodes 726 amino acids. The record is from RefSeq and is a predicted model, not a curated record. NCBI's taxonomy places the organism in Eukaryota, Metazoa, Arthropoda, Insecta, Hymenoptera, Formicidae. The transcript is spliced from 3 exons.
AUGUCCCAAAAGAAAGUCCUAUUGUGGAAUAGCUACAACUCUACACAAACAGCUCGAAAGGUUCUGGAACAUAGAGGAAAUAAAACAGCAAUCACUCGAAUCGCAAGAGGAAAAUCAUGGGAAGAACACUUCGUAGCUACGCACUCCAGGGACAACAAGGGUGACUCACGUGGCGCAGCAUUAAAACGACUGAAGGCGGUGGAGCGAAAACUUAGGAAGCAGCCGCAAUUAAGGCAAGACUAUUACGCAUUUAUGUCGGAAUAUUUAGAAUUAAAUCAUAUGAAAGAAGUCUUGCCCGAGGAAAUGCAACUUGAACUAGUUUAUUAUCUCCCUCACCACGCUGUGAUUAAGGAAGACAGCGAUACGACGAAAAUAAGAGUCGUAUUCGAUGCGUCAUGCAAGUCGUCUACGGGAAUAUCUUUAAACGACUGUCUUAAAAUAGGACCACCUAUCCAGGCAGACCUAGUUGACAUCCUUUUACGACUACGUCAGCAUCAGUAUGCAAUGUCAGCAGAUAUCACCAAAAUAUGCCUGCAAGAAGUCGCAUUACAAGGACAAGAAGAGCAUCCUGAUGCAAGUAGAGCAAUAGCGAACGACUUCUACGUAGACGAUCUAUUGACAGGAACGCAAACUCCAGAAGAUCUCAAAAAAUUAAGGCAAGAAAUAACUGAGAUGCUGAGCAACGCAGGGUUUGAACUUCGAAAAUGGAAAUCCAACUGUUCGGGAAUCAGUGAUAAAGUCAACAAUAACAGCUCCACAGUAGAGAUAGGAGAACCCGCCAAAAUAUUAGGCCUAUUAUGGGACACAACCGAGGACACUUUCCAUUAUAAAUUGCGAUUGUCGGAAGAAAAGGGAACAGUCACCAAGCGCAGUAUAUUGGCUCAAGUCGCUCAAAUAUAUGAUCCUCUUGGACUAUUAAGGCCAAUCGUGGUCAAGGCUAAAAUAAUCUUACAUCGCCUAUGGCAGGAUAGUGGCGGCUGGGACGAAAAAGUCACGGGAGAAACACUCCGACUCUGGAAACAAUGGAGAUCGCAAAUUCAUGACAUUCAAACAAUCGCAAUACCUAGAAGGGUAGCGGAGCAGUCAGCUCAAAUAGAAAUGCACGGAUUUUGCGAUGCGUCGGAGAGAGCAUAUGGCGCGUGCCUAUACCUUCGCAAUAUCAAGGCCGAUGAUACGUAUAUUACCAGACUAUUAUGUGCAAAAUCACGUAUAGCUCCAUUAAAAAAGGUAUCAUUGCCCAGAUUGGAAUUAUGUGGAGCAGUCUUGCUGGCACACCUGACUGAAAAGGCUAUGCAUGCAUUAAGCAUUACGGUGCAUCAGAUCUACUAUUGGAGCGAUUCUACUAUAACGUUAUCAUGGAUCGGUGGAGAGCCCAACAAAUGGAAUACAUUUGUAGCUAAUAGAGUGGCGGAGAUACAUCGGAUCACCGAUAAAGCGUCAUGGUAUCACAUAAAAUCAGAAGAUAAUCCUGCUGACCCGUUAUCAAGAGGAAUCAGCCCUAAUAAGUUAAGAUCAAAGAAGAUUUGGUGGGAAGGCCCAGAAUUCUUGCAACACGAAUCAACAUUGCAGGCAUAUGACUGCAGAAGCAAUGAAUCUCACAUACCGGAAAGGCGUAAUGUAAAAUCAGUAGUACUUGCAUCAACAAACAGUGUUAACCCAUCCAUCAUUCAGAAGUUCUCGUCACUUACCAGAUUAAGGCGCGUAGUAGCUUAUUGCUUGCGGUUUAAGAGCAACUCGUUAAAGUCUACAAAUCGCGUUGGCGGCUCAUUAACAGUAUUAGAAUUAGAACAGGCCAUGACAGCAGUGAUAAAAAUCUGUCAGGCGAACGAAUUCUCAAAAGAAUUGGACAUUUUAGUCAAGGGAGCGAAGGUAGAUUUGAAAAGUAGGCUUUCGACCUUGCAUCCAUUUCUUGAUUCCAGCGGCAUCAUUCGUGUGGGGGGAAGGCUCCAUCAUGCACCAUUAGAAUAUACGCAGAAGCAUCCUAUUGUGUUGCCAAAAAAGAAUCAUCUUACCGAUUUAAUAAUAAGAGACGCGCAUUAUAGAAACUUGCAUGCUGGUCCGCAGGCAGUUUUAGCAAUGUUGCGCAACGAAUUUUGGCCAAUAGCCGGUAAGAGCGAAGUGCGUAAAAUAUUAAGAAACUGUAUUGUCUGUUUUCGCGUCAAACCCGCCAAUGUAACCUAA